Messenger RNA from Bacillus rossius redtenbacheri, 6831 nucleotides. RefSeq lists its product as uncharacterized. NCBI's taxonomy places the organism in Eukaryota, Metazoa, Arthropoda, Insecta, Phasmatodea, Bacillidae. The record is from RefSeq and is a predicted model, not a curated record. Bases 103 to 1488 code for a protein of 461 amino acids. The transcript has 9 exons.
GAACAAGUGUGAGCGGCGCGCGCCAUGACGGCAUCUCCGCCGGCCUGAAGUCCGUGUGUGCUGUCCGCGAGCUGUCCCGCGAGCUGUCCGUCCUCUCCCGCCAUGCUGUCCGGGCUGCGAGCGGCCUUCGUGCUGGCGGCGCUUCUCGAGGUGGCGCCAGUGAGACCACAAGACUAUGACGUGUCGGACAUCCAGUGCUCGUUCGCGUCGAGCGCGCCGGGCCACGCGGCGGGCAAGGACUCCAUCGCGGCGCGCCUCAGGAAGCCGGAGGGCUUCCGCGGCCACCCGCUGUUCGCCGACGACCGCCAGGUGGACCCGCUCAGCGACCAGGCCUGCCGCAUCAGACCCGACCCCGCCGACCCCACCGAGCUCACCUACGACCUGCUCGUCUCCGACUUCGGCCGCUGCGGCGUGCUCAAGAGGAACGGCUUCGUGCACGUGAGGGUGUGGUUCCCGCAGUUCCCCGGCGUCGUCAUGAUGUCCGACCAGGAGCUCAUCAUCAUGUGCAAGCCGCCGGAGCCCACCGUCAUCGAGAACAAGGCGGCGGGCUUCGCCGGCAGCUUCCCCAGCGGGGCGCGGGUGUCCGGGGUCGUGGAGGAGACGCCCGGCCGGCUGGAGUACGAGGUGGCGCUGUACAAGGAGGCUCCCCCCGUGUCGAGGCUCGCCAACAAGACCGGCGCCACCGGCACCACCAGCGCCACCGGCAACAGCGAGCUGCCCGUGGACCAGGCCGUGCCCAUCGGCACCAAGCUGCAGCUGCGCGCGCGCAUCAACCCCGACUCGGCCUGGAAGUACGUGAAGCUGAUGGAGGUAACGGUGUCGCCGGACCCCGACGACCCUCACUCGGCAGGCAGCGUGGCGCUCGUCAAAGACGGGUGCCGGAACAGGGACUUCGCCACCAUCAUCCCGCACCAGCCGGCGCGCUACCGCGAGCGCCACAACGAAGUGUUCCUGGACUUCGAGGCGUUCCUGCUGAGCACGAUGCGCGAGCGUGCCACGCUGUGGAUCCACUCGCAGAUCAAGGCGUGCAUGGACGCCGCCGACUGCCAGCCGGAGUACUGCCUGGACCUGUUCGAGCCGGCGGGCCACGGCCGGAGGCGGCGGCGCCGUGAGGACACCGCCCCCGCCGCCCCCGCCGCCCCCGGCAACUCCUCCGGCGCGGCCGACGACGACGGCGACCCCACGCAGUUCGCCAAGUUCGCCGAGAACAUCGAGUACACGGUGCUCAUGCCCGGAGACUUCUACCACCGGGCGCCCGUGCUGGACGGCUCGUGCAGCACCUUCCUGGCCAUCUCGUCGGUGCUGGGGUGCCUGCUGCUCGUGUCCACCUUCGUCAUGUGCUACCUGGCGUCGCGACUGCACUCGGCGCUGGGCGGGCGCGCGCGCGCCAAGACCAUCGACCAGGUGGUGCGCGAUCACCACCGCAAGUACCUGGGCGACGGCGGCGGCGACACCGGUGGCUACACGGGCCGGAACACCGUGCAGUGAACGAGGCCUGGACUCUCCAGAGACUGGACAUUCUUGAGGCCUUGACUCCGAAGCCUGGAAUCUCCGAAGUCUGGACUAUCAGAGGCCUGGACUCUAUUGAGUCUUGGACUUUCUUGAGGCCAGAUCUCUCCGAGGCGUAAACUCUUCGAGGCAUGGACCCUCUGAAGCCUGAAUUCACUGAGGCUUGGAUUUCUUGAAGCCUGAACUCCAAGGUCUGGACUCUCCAAGGUCUGGACACUCCGAGGCAUGGACUUUCAAAAUCCAGGACUCUCUAAGGCUUGGACUUUAUUGAGGCCUAGACACUCUGAGGCUUGGCUUCUCCGAGGCCGGGACUCUUCGAGGCUUUGACUCUAAGAGGCCUAUACUCUCCAAAGCUUUGAAUUUCCGAUGCCAGGACUCUCAGAGGCCUAGACUCUCCGAGGCUUAAGACUCCUUGAGACCCAGACACUCUUGAAGCUGGGACUUUCUUGAUGCCUAAAUUUUCUUCAUCCCUGGUCUCUCCAAGGCCUAGGCUAUCCGAGGCUUUGACUCUCAGAGGCCUGGGCCUUCUUGGGACUUGGUCACUUCGAAGUGAGGACGCUUACUGCAGGGGGGCCAGAGAUCUGCCCCCCGUCACGUGCACCGACCGUUCCAUCUGUAGACCAACGAUGAGACAGACCCCAUUCAUGGACUUGGAAAUUGACAGGCGAUGGCAAGCUGUGGCGACAUUGAAAUCACUUUCUAUCACACCAUCGCCAUACUGUAAAACACCUAAAACAUUGUUAAAAUAGUGCCUCACUGCAUCUGAUGACAUAUCAAGAGUAUUAAUUCGGAUUUCCAUCUUUAAACAUAGUCACUGCCACAAAACACCCUGCUUGAACCUGUUUUCACAGUGCAAACAUUGCAAUUCCUCCAAUGUUUUGGGAGUUCUGCAGAUCAUCAGCAAGAGCUUCAUGUAGUAACCAUGUAGUAAUGCAUGCUCGGCCACACAUGAAAAAUAUAUAUUUUUAUAAUUAUUCAAUAUGAGUGUCAAACAUGUGUUCCAUAUCGGAAACUGUUGGUACAUUGCUGAAGCCAUUAAUUUCUUAGGCAAGAGACACUGUGCUAAACUCCACAGUCCUGGCCACAUUCGAUAGGAAGUAAACUGUUUACUGGCUGUCGCUCAUGUUAGACUGCAUCUUCACAUUUCACAAACCCAUUCGCUCGACCGAUGUCCACAUGAUUCACAUGUCAGAUUACCACAGGUUCAUUCACACAAUACAUAAGAACACACAGAUGUUUUCAGGGCAUCCUAAUGGCAAGAUCUCUGCUCAUGUCUGAGUUAGCGGCCCCAGCUAUGAAUAACAUGUUUUUGUAAAAAAAAUGAAGUCUAAAACGUGUUUCACAUUGGAUGCAUUUGGCACACUGCUGGAGAUAUACAAUCUCUCAGUGUGGCUAGUGAUUGAAAUUUUUAGAUUUGUUCAUAAAAAUUCGCACUGUGUAACUGUAGUUUUACACUGAAUAAUGUAAGCCAAAUAUCGUAUCUAUUGGUGUAUCAUUUGUAAACAAACACAAUUUUUAUAAUUAAUUAUUUUAGUUUUUUUUAGCUAAUGGUAAGCCAAUGUUGGUCCCACGCAGAGAACGUAUGAAUUGGUCUGUAUCAUCGUUAGUCGAUGGUUCCAUCAAACAUGCUAGAAACUGAUACCUGACAGCUUGCGCAUUUUCACGAUAACCUCGGCAGAGUACCAUGGAGGUAAGAAGCUAGGGAGUAGGUGUUGGCAAUCUUUGCUACGUUAAUAAUUAAAGUCAAAUAUGAAUGACCCUUCAACCUCCCUUCUCACCUGGAUUGCAAAACAAAGUUGAUGUGUAACAUCUUAGCUCUCGGUAUGUGAAAUUUGGUAGGAGUAAUUUGGUGAAUGGAACGGAAAUAUGUUGCCCUCUGUGACGGAUCGCGCGAAUCGAAGUUCACAAACGCAAAGGGAAACUUUGUAGUAUUAACUGUUUAAUGAAUUUUAACAAGAUGGGUUGUAUUUUAAUAAAAUUCCUUGCCGGGAUUUAGUAUUUUCUUCAGGCCUUUUUCUGUUUUAUCGGAGUCGUUUCAUUCAAAUUUAAUGAUUCGAUAGUCCACUUAGCAUAUCUGGCAAAUAAUUCUCGCAGCAGGUGCUAAAUCUUAAGUCCGAUUCGCGUCCAGAAAUGUAGUUUAAAAAACGUAUAUUUAUCACGGUCGGCAUUAUUUCAAAGAAUUAUACGUUAAAUUUCUUGUUCGAGUUUCGUAUUUAAGUGUAUUUGCAACAUGAGAACACUUGAAUUUGCUCGGUACCGUGGUUAGAAGUUACACAUCUCUGACGAAUACUGAAAGACUCGCUCACAUUUUUGUUGUAAUCAAGUUUAACGCUAAUUCCUUGCUGAUGUGUUGUUAACACCUUUGUUAAAGGAUACUUACUCCCUUCAUGGUGGCAUUUGUACGAUUCUUCCUAGCGAGUUCCUUUCAACUCUAUACAGCUACGGUUUGUUUUGAUAACCAAUUGCUAACCAGGAUGAUUUCUUCUUUAUAACAGAUACCUACAUGUCCAGGGAGUAUGGGUAGAAAUCUGUCACCGACUAUCCCGUCAUCUGCCUAGUACUAUUGAGGGAAAUAAUAUAAAGUCGAAAUCAGGAUUCGAUCUAGGGUUUAGCUUUUUACCAGUGCACCAUCUCGGUCGGGCUACAACACUGCACUAGACAUAAGCUGACUAUACCAAUACUAUAGACAUGGAUAUGUAACUUCCUCUUUCGUUAAAAAAUAUAUUUUUUUAAUACAUGAUGGAAGUCAGUAACAACUACAUUUGGACCAGUGAUGCUAUCAGGAAUCAACUAAACAAAUAAUUGUCUUUUCAUGAUGUCAUACGAAUAAAAUUUUACAACGAAAUAAUAAUUUAGGAUGCUUAUCUUUCAAAUCUGAAGUAGCUUAAAUGUUAUUUUCAAACCAACACCCCAAACUUAAAUUAUGACAGUUUGUUCCUAAUUGCAUUAGAUGACAAAAAAACACAGAUUAUUGCCAAAAGAAUACUAUUGCAAUAUCUCUCGCCACUCUCUUGCCAGCUUUGUCAGUAUAGAGCUGUCCGGUACAGGUCUUAAGGGGGAGUAAUGAGACCAGGCAGACGCCAUCUUGUCUUCAGCAUUAUUUUUUUUGCCAUAACAAUUUUCUGUAGAACAGUUUCCCCCUGUGAAGUCACUGGCAUUAAGAAUUUCAUUCAUUUUCAGGAAUGACUAUAACUUUAAUAGCACACUGUAAAUUAUUUCUGUAAUUGGAACAGAAAUAUUAAAAAUGUAAAUUUACAGAUAGUUGUAAAUUUGUACAUUUACAUGAAAACAACUGUCUCACUUCAAAACUGUAGUAAUACUGGGUCCGGAUUCUUUUUGGGGAAUUUAUGCUUUGUGUGAAUCCGUUAUAUCCAAUAUUUAAAGUUAUUUGUAAACCGUUCCAUGAUUACCUUUUCAGUAUUAACUGCGCACAUAAUUAGCACAAAAAACAAAAUAAAGUCAAACUGUUUAAUAUUCUAUACCCUUUCCUUGGUUUUAAAUUAUUAUAUUUGAAUGAAACAUGAAUUUAAAUAGGCUAUAAAAUAAAGCGCCAAUUUUCGUAAGAAAUACUCAGUAUUAUCUCGAAAAACGUAUAUCAUACUAAGUUACCAUAUCUUUCUAGUAUUACAAUAUUGGCAACUGGUUUCCAAAGGAAUCAUUUGUAAAAGUCCAUAAAAAAAUUUCUGUUGAUUGUCAAUAGACACCAUUUUAUAGGCUUUGAAAAUCUCUUUCUGUGAGAUCUCUUUCUAAACAAAGCCAGUUUUUUUUUUUUUGCAAAUAUUAAACGUUAAAAAAUUGUCAUGGCAUUAAAACUGUUGGAACCAGUAUGGUGUCUUCCGGUUCCUAUAUCUCCCUUCCAUUCGGUUACACGUAGUGAUGAGGAAAUAAUGAUGCUUCAAGUGAUAGUUACCUUCGUGAAGUGUACAGUGACGAUUCUCUCACGAGAGAGAAUGUUCGCACUUUGGGGUAACUGUGUUUUUUUUUUCUCUGCAAGUGGCAUUUUUGGUGCAAGUUUGAUUUGUAAUUAGUAACCAGGGCUUUGGGACUUCCGUAGUUGUGCAAACACGCUUUGAAUUCUUGAAACGAACUUCGCAAAAAAAAAAAUAAUAUUGAUCAUAUUGAUUAAUUUAAAAAGAGCCGAAAGCUAAAUGAGGUAACAUACUGAUUUAAAUAAUUGUUUUGGCCAUACACCAUCGCUGGUUUGUACUCUAUGUCAGAGAGAAAACCCUAAGAACUGACAAAGAAAGAUGAAUACACAAGCACACGCAUAACAAGCCAUAAUCAGCCGAUGUUAAACGCAAAGACAGCACGAAGAACUCCGCGGGAGGACACAGUCAGAACAAAAUCACAGCACAGACGAACACAAUGGAAUGAUAACGACGAGAAAGUUACAACAAAAGCAGUUAAGUACAGAUAAACAACAAAUUUGGUCAAAACAGCGUCAAACAGAGGAACACAGCGAUGAUAAUGAACAGAUAAUCUUGACAAUACACCGUAAAUACAGCGACGCACAUGUGAACCAAGCGAUGAAUAUAAAAAGGUAUUCUAAUAACACAACGGCGGUACAGAUGAACACAGAAGAUUUACCAAGAAAAAAAAACACUCGCAACGUUUCGGGAACUGAGAUCUAUUCCUGUAGUCAGUCACAAACAGGAGUGUUUGUGAAUUUAUCUUUCUUUGUCCGUUUUUAGGGUUUUAUCUGACGUACAGUGAAAACUACCGAUGGCGUAUGUCCAGAAUAAAGAUUUAAAUCAAACUUCCCGAUUGCACAAUUCAUUCAAAGAGCUUAUAAAUGUCAAAUAAAACAUGCAGUGCCGAAAGUUUUGUGUAUGUUUAAGCAUUUACAUACUCUACAAAUUUUUUUCAUAAACUAUUGAUCAGUGAAAAAUUUACCCUAAUUUGAAUAUACCAUAUUGGUAAGAUUAAAAAACUCAGGAAUUUUUUCCUAAUGCUGACGUUAAAUAACAAAUUAUCAAUACAUAGAGAUACUUCUCCUCUAUGCAAUUAUUUUGUGAUUGUAUUGCAGAGGUACUAAGUGGUACAUUGGUAAUAAAAUGGCCUUGGGGAGGUGUAGGUUGUGUUUCUUCAGUGAUAUUAGCCACAGGACAUGGCACUUCACAACGGUAGACAAAACGCAUGUUUCUAUACAGAAGUGAAAUGAAGGAUAUUUAGUUUCAAAAAUAUCACACACGGAUAUUUUGAAGAAGUGAAAUAAUAGUUUUCAAGAAUUGAUUCAGAAGAAAAGUGUUGAUUUGUAAAAUGUUAAUUUAUUUUAUUUUCUGUAAAAAGUUAGCAUAUCAAUAAACUAGUUUGUUACAACUA